Messenger RNA from Paramecium tetraurelia, 573 nucleotides. RefSeq lists its product as uncharacterized. NCBI's taxonomy places the organism in Eukaryota, Ciliophora, Oligohymenophorea, Peniculida, Parameciidae. The transcript has 2 exons. The record is from RefSeq and is a predicted model, not a curated record.
AUGUACCUAACAACACCCUAAAGAUAUCCAUUAUUCAAAGGUGUCCCCAAUUCUCCAGUCAUGCCUCGUCAAUUCUACUAAGCAUCCUCCCCUACAAUGAGUUUCGCCAACCCUUUCGUUUAGUAAAAUACUUAUCGUCCUCAUCCAUCUCUGCCCACAAGUCAAAGAGGCCCUAUUCCACCUCAAAAUCCAUAUCAAAGACCAUCAACUCCCCAAGCUCGAAUCACUGGAAAAACAGUACCCUCAAAUCCCCCUCCUCAAAGAGCGCAAGGAAGUUUGCCCAACAAUUUAACUCCAAAGGGAUAGAAUCCAUAAACCUUAAUCCAAAAUAAACCCUAUACAAGAACAAUGCCCUAACCUAAUAUUAAACCUCAAAGUGCACCCUAACCUAAUAUUAAACCUCAAAGUGCAAUCCCAGCUAACCAACAAUAAAUGAUAUAGUCAUUGAGCAAAGAAAAUUAAGAUUUAAAAAAGAAAUUGGCCGAAAAAGAUUUAGAAUUAUAAAAGUUGAAGACGAAGGAAGAAGCCUUGGAGUAGAAAUUCAAAGAAUUAUAAGAUUAAUAGAAGAGUUGA